Aspergillus campestris IBT 28561 is the source of this 1867-nucleotide messenger RNA. Its product is annotated as putative COP9 signalosome subunit 2 (CsnB). The record is from RefSeq and is a predicted model, not a curated record. The coding region runs from base 274 to 1779 and encodes 501 amino acids. The transcript has 4 exons. Gene Ontology annotation, cellular component: COP9 signalosome. Gene Ontology annotation, biological process: protein deneddylation. NCBI's taxonomy places the organism in Eukaryota, Fungi, Ascomycota, Eurotiomycetes, Eurotiales, Aspergillaceae.
GUAAGUCUGGCCGUAGAAGUAAGCAGCCAGAUGGACUGCCGAGCAAGGCGGGGAACUCGCGGUUGCCCCAGGCUGCCUUCCUCCGAUAGGCCCGGAAGCUUGAUCUCAUCCAUCGUCAUUCCCAACCCAACCCACUGAUUCUAUCUCAAAACAACGUCUACGCGGGGUGAUCUCUCUCCUUUGGGUCUCGUGUAUUCCAUUUACUGUCCUAUAUAUUUACUACAAUCCUUGAAUAGCCUCCUCUUCCCCCCACGCCACGUUCGAAUCUCCAAGAUGUCAGACGACGAUGACUUCAUGCAAGAUUCCGGCGACGAGGAAUAUGAUUUUGAAUACGAAGACGCAGACGAUGACGAGUCCGGAGACGUCGGAAUCGAGAACAAAUACUACAACGCCAAACAGAUGAAAGUAGACAACCCAGACGAGGCGAUCGACGAGUUUCUAGAGGUACCGGCGCUGGAGGAAGACAAAGGCGACUGGGGAUUCAAAGGACUCAAACAGGCUAUUAAGCUGGAGUUCAAGAUGGGACGAUAUGGGGAUGCCGUCGAACACUACAAAGAACUCUUGACCUACGUUAAAUCGGCCGUCACGCGCAAUUACUCCGAAAAGUCAAUCAACAACAUGCUGGAUUACAUCGAGAAGGGGUCAGACGAUGAGCAGGCGUAUCACUGCAUGGAGGAGUUCUACUCGUUGACACUACACUCAUUUCAGAACACCAACAACGAGCGCCUGUGGCUAAAGACCAAUAUCAAACUGGCCCGGCUAUGGUUAGAACGCAAGGAGUACGGCCAGCUGAGUAAAAAGGUGCGCGAGCUGCACCGAGCGUGCCAACGGGAGGACGGCAGCGACGAUCCCAGCAAAGGGACGUAUCUGCUCGAGCUGUACGCACUGGAAAUUCAGAUGUACUCGGAAACGCGGAACAACAAACGACUCAAGGCCCUGUACCAGCGCGCGCUUCGGGUGCGGUCGGCGGUGCCGCACCCCAAGAUCAUGGGGAUCAUCCGGGAGUGCGGAGGCAAGAUGCACAUGAGCGAGGAGAACUGGGAAGAAGCGCAGAGCGACUUCUUCGAGUCAUUCCGGAACUACGACGAGGCGGGGUCGAUGCAACGGAUCCAGGUUCUCAAGUACCUGGUGCUGGCCACCAUGCUGAUGAAAUCGGACAUCAACCCAUUCGACUCGCAAGAGACGAAACCCUACAAGAACGACCCUCGGAUCUCGGCAAUGACAGACCUCGUGGAUGCGUUCCAGCGCGACGACAUCCACGCAUACGAGGCAAUCCUAAGCAAGAACCCCGACGUACUCGCAGACCCAUUCAUCGCGGAGAACAUCGACGAAGUCAGCCGCAACAUGCGCACCAAGGCCGUCCUCAAACUGAUCGCGCCAUACACGCGAUUCACACUCCAAUUCAUCUCAAAGCACAUCAAAAUCUCCGUGUCCGAGGUCGAAGACAUCCUCGGGUUCCUGAUCCUGGACAAGAAACUCAACGCCAAGAUCGACCAGGAAAGCGGGACGGUAGUGGUCGAGAGCGCUAGCGACGUGGAUCGACUCCGAUCGGUCGAAGAGUGGAACGCCUCGCUCCGGGCGCUCUGGAGCGCGACGCUGAACGACGGGGACGGGUUCAAGACGGACGAGACGACGCAGCUGCACGGGAUGCGGGCCGGCUCGAUGCUCCAAUCAGGAUUUGGGGACGAGCCACCGAUGGGAGGAGGCUUACGCGCUGGCAACCGCCGAUUACGGGGGUGGAAGAAAGGGCAGGGCCAGGGACACGGGAUGAAGGUUUAACGAUAUUUUAUCCUUUAGUUAGAUCUCAAAGCCGAAGGAAACGAAGGAUGGAUGAGAUGCUAUCCAAGCGAGGAGAGAAAUGCAUAGC